AUGUCGCUUAAAACCAACGAAACAGAAACGUCAUCGGCGGCAUCAAACUUUUUCCCAGCAGUGGAAAAAAUUUCAACCAAACUUCCAUCGUUUUGGGAAGAAGUGCCAGAAGUCUGGUUUGUACAAGCAGAGGCUGAGUUUGAGAUAUCACGAGUAACGCAGGAACGCACGCGCUACUCGUACCUUAUAAGCGCGCUACCGAAAGAGACCUUGGCGAAGGUGCUGGACAUAAUCAAAGCACCGCACCCGGAACAGCCGUACACCCACCUGAAAGAGCAAAUCCUUGCUCGCCUUUCAUCGAGCGAAGAAACCAGGCUGUCGAAACUGCUGUACCACGUUGAGAUCGGCGACAGAACGCCUUCCGAUUUCUUUCGGCACAUGGUGCAACUAGCGGGAGACUCGACCGACCUGUCAGUGAACCUAAUCCAGAAACUGUGGAAGUCGAGACUGCCGAAACAAAUUGAGAUAGCGCUGAUCGCAGUGGACACCAAGGAGCACGCCGAACAGCUGAAGAUCGCGGACCGCCUAUGGGAGUGCACGCAAAGCAACGGCAUCGCACAGGUGGAGCAGAACAACAACAGCGAGCUAAGUGAAAUGCGACGGGAAAUCGGCGAACUGCGCGAGAUGCUGAAAGGGCUGAACACACGCGGAAGAAGCAACUCACGGUCGCGAGGCGAGUUCCAGGGAGAUCGAUCGCCAAGCAGAUCAGGGUCGAGACAGCGUCAAUAUGCAACGUGCUGGUAUCAUUACCGCUUCGGGAAAAACGCCAAAAAAUGUAUCCAGCCGUGCAACUUUACAACCGAUGACGACCAAAAAAACUAA
This is a messenger RNA of Anopheles cruzii, 822 nucleotides long. RefSeq lists its product as uncharacterized. Lineage: Eukaryota; Metazoa; Arthropoda; Insecta; Diptera; Culicidae. The transcript has a single exon. Bases 1 to 822 code for a protein of 273 amino acids. The record is from RefSeq and is a predicted model, not a curated record.